GGAGUGCGAGCGUAGCAACGAAAGUGUUUCCGUUGGUAUCUUUCGUCAAUUUCUCUUGCUUGCGUCUGCCUAAAGAUCACUUGUUCUUGGAUUCGACUCUGUUUCGAGAAACCUGCUGCUAGCUACCGAGAUGAAUUCAUAUCCAUCACGAAACCAGCUGCAACAAGCUACAAGCACAAGCAAGGACACUGGCUUGCCUACGUCUAAUCCUCAUUGGUUGCAUUCCUAUUUCCCUGUUUCAAGAACUACAGGCAUUGAUCUUUCUCAAGCCCCUCAACCAGAACCUGCGGAAGUUGUCAUGGUGCCUCAAGUUCGCAUGUUUCCUCCUCUUACAAGAGAAUCUAGAAACGAUAUGGAGCAGAAGUCCACGAAAGCGCUGAAGCCAAAACCACAAAGUAAGAAACGCUCUGCACCCAAAACCCCAAAGAAGACAUUGAGCAUCCCGGAAACAAAGCGUGAGAAGAAGAAUCCUGACAUCAACGUUGUAGACAUCUCAAGCUUCGAUGUUUCUGGGGUUCCUCCUCCUGUCUGUUCCUGUACAGGCGUUUCAAAGGUUUGCUACAAAUGGGGCAUGGGCGGUUGGCAAUCCUCGUGCUGUACCAUUAGCAUAUCGACAUUCCCACUACCUAUGAGUACCACAAGACCUGGAACUCGUCUCGCUGGAAGGAAAAUGAGCAAUGGUGCUUAUGUCAAGCUCCUUAUGAGGCUUGCUGGUGAAGGCUAUGACCUCACCCACCCGGUUGACCUCAGAAACCACUGGGCCAGGCACGGUACUAACAAAUUUGUGACCAUCAAGUAGUCGUUUCAUCAGUUAGGGUUUGGUUUUAGGGUUUAGCUUUUGUGGUUUCCGUUUUAGUUUUACCUUUUUGUACAUAUGUUGCGUAGUGGCUUGAAAAUCAUGAAGGAGAUUCCAGUGUCGAUGAUAGGACAAGACAACUUCUUAGUUUUUAGAUGUGAAUGUUUCUUAGUACUGCAACAAAUUGGUGUCAACAUUGUUCGGUGGAAACCGGAACAAAACAACACAAUAGAGUAUUG
Messenger RNA from Eruca vesicaria subsp. sativa (arugula), 1035 nucleotides. NCBI's taxonomy places the organism in Eukaryota, Viridiplantae, Streptophyta, Magnoliopsida, Brassicales, Brassicaceae. The record is from the annotation of a GenBank genome assembly.